AUGCUAGACCCACACACUCUUAUCAAGAGAACAACGUCGAUCAAGGAUAUCGAGAUCGGGCUUUCCCAGUCAGCAAAGCGAAUUGGUGGCUUGAUCGACCUCGGCGAGAUCAUCGUAGCUCUCCCAAGUGAAUACGCGGAAAUGAUCGUUGACUUCGUCACAAAGCGGCUCCGCAGCGCUAAGGACAAGAACAAAAGUGAGAUGCGAGAUCUCGACGAGGAUUUGUGGAAGUUCUUGCAGCAGGAACACCUCCGCAAAUAUGAAUUGCAGGUGGGCCAGCUGUAUGAUGACUGGAACGAUUUCAUCGACACUCAGUCCGCCACCGAUGAGUUGCAAGAGAAAUCGGUUGACAUGCCAAUCGAUGGCAGUUGUGCCGAGCCCGAAACUAUAAUGGAAGCCAAGGGUAAUGUGGAUGGCAACGCCAAAGCUCAGGCUGAAGUCAAUGCUCUCUUCAAGGCCCAGCAAAAGCUUGAACGUACCAAAGAGGAGCUCGCAUGGACUAGAGGUGAGCUGGCCAAGCUUCAACAUGAGAGAAUCGAUAAAGAGAAGAAGAGCACCGAGCCCAAGUUACUCGUAUCUGCCAGGCCCGCCCAGCACGCCUCAUCCGCGGCAUCACAAGGGGGAGACCAAGUCAAAAGACGCGAAGGUCGAGACUGGACGGUCGCUAGCCAGGUUAUCGAUUUGACGGCAGUCGGCUCGCCGUUUCUAGAGCAUAUCGAUCAGACAGAGAAGUCUCCCAACUUCCACAGGAUCGCCCAUGAGCCACUAGGUCAUAGUACGGUCGCAUUGCGUAAACGUUCCCGACGGUAUAUGGCUGAUGACUCAUCUGACCGUGCCGCGUCAGAUCUUGACUCAGAGCCAGAAGCAAAGCGACUCGAUCGACCACGCCUACACUCUCGUCGAAGCCCUAAGCUUGCCGGUACCCGCUCGCGAAAGCUUACAGGCGACAUAUCUACAUUCAAUAGAGCUUCCGGAACCUUGAAUGAAGCCCGUUCGCGACGAAAUCAAGCUCAAACUCCGUUUGGCGACGAGAUGUCGUCAGAUGAGCACAUUGAUGAUGACAUCAAACCACUUGAGGCUGAGAGAAGCCAACGCCCUAAAAUGAGGAAGACCCGAGAGGCUCGUUUCGUACCAUACGUCUUUGUGGUCCCGUCAAGUGGCGGCGGAAGGCCCGCAUACAAACAACUUCGCGACUUCCCCAGACAUAUUGCAGACUCUUUGGUAGCCGCUAUUCUCGCCGAAUGUCACCAGUCGGACGAAAGAAAGGUAAGACAUGCCAACUACUUGGCCAUAGAAAACCAAGCACGAUCUUUGGAAACAAGCAAGUGCAUGCUCGGCUACGUGAUCGCUAAGAACAACCAUGAACGAAAGCCAAGGAACAGUCUUUCCUACUGCUGCACCACUUGCCAGAACAGAACGAAUCGCAUCUGCUGUUUUCUGCAAAUGUACAAACAGGAUGGCAACAGCGAGGCGAUGCUCUUUGUCUACCCGAAGCGCAACAGGGAAGCUUCCUGGAAAGGCUUGGACUUCUGGAUGUGA
Alternaria ventricosa is the source of this 1539-nucleotide messenger RNA. RefSeq lists its product as uncharacterized. Bases 1 to 1539 code for a protein of 512 amino acids. The record is from RefSeq and is a predicted model, not a curated record. The transcript has 2 exons. NCBI's taxonomy places the organism in Eukaryota, Fungi, Ascomycota, Dothideomycetes, Pleosporales, Pleosporaceae.